Haemonchus placei is the source of this 477-nucleotide messenger RNA. NCBI's taxonomy places the organism in Eukaryota, Metazoa, Nematoda, Chromadorea, Rhabditida, Trichostrongylidae. The record is from the annotation of a GenBank genome assembly.
AUGAUGCUCACUUUGACGACAUACAGCGAUUUGAAUAACUUGGAAUACCUCAUAGGCGGAGUUCAAGAGCCACAAGAUCUUAAUCAGUUGAAAGAAGUAAUCACCUCGCUUCAACUGCAUAUUCGUUCUUCGUUGCUUGACCAAAUGCAUGCUACUACAUUAUCCGAGGUGGAGUUCGUCGCUCUACUAGGGCUCACUCUUUGGUCUCCUAGAACGCAUCGAGGUUGUGAGAAAGCGGAACGAAUCGCUAGCAAUUACCGAGCACAAAUCUUCUACGGUCUGCAUGAAUACUAUCGCGAUGAACGGAAAAUGGACAACUACGCGAACCGGUUCGGUGAUAUUAUGUGCUUAUUCGUCGAUGCUCAGAUGAAUGCCACCCGAAUAGGAGAAGACGUCGAGCUUCUGAAGUUGUUCAACAUGUACAAAAUCGACAGCACCAUCUACGAAUGCCUCAAUGGACAUUCUAAACGACUGUAG